Molecule: messenger RNA, 882 nt
Organism: Cercospora beticola
Lineage: Eukaryota; Fungi; Ascomycota; Dothideomycetes; Mycosphaerellales; Mycosphaerellaceae
Product: SDR family NAD(P)-dependent oxidoreductase
Source: RefSeq, a predicted model, not a curated record
AUGUCGACAAACAAUCAUGAGUUCGAUCUGCAUAGAAUCUUCAAUGUAGAAGGAAGAGUUGCUGUGAUCACAGGCGGCGGCUCUGGCCUCGGGCUGAUGGCAGCACAAGCGCUUGCUGUCAACGGCUGCAGGGUGUACAUUGUAGGUCGCACUGCUGCGAAGUUGGAACGUGUCGUGCAAGUACACGGCCAAGGCAUCAAAGGCUCAAUCAUACCGUUGGUCGCCGACAUUUCGCGCAAAGACGAGAUUGCGCGCCUCGUCCAAGAACUGGAGAAACGAGAGAGUCACGUCGAUAUCGUCAUCAACAAUGCGGGAAUAUACAGCAAUCGACAGUGUCCCGAGGGUUCCAGCGCAGUAGAAGUGAGACAAAACUUGUUCGACGUGGAGAAUGCCACCUUUGAAAACUGGAAUGAUGUGUAUCGAACAAAUGUGGCUGCGGUCUAUUUCGUAACGACAGCUUUCCUCCCGCUGCUACAGCGUGCCAGCGCCCGCCGGCCCGGCUGGACAAGCACUGUCAUAAAUAUAUCCUCGAUCAACGGCCUCAUCAAGGAGUCGCUCAGCCGAUUUGCUUCGAACUCGGCCAAGGCUGCAACGAUUCACUUGACCAAGAUGCUGGCGGUGGAGAUUGCUAAUUGCCGCCUUUCCAUCAGAGUCAACUCCAUUGCGCCUGGACUUUUUCCGAGUGAGAUCACCACGGGCAGCAGCGAUCAAAGUCAGAAGUCUGUUCUGCCGCCAGGAACAUGCAGCGAGAUUUCGGCUGGAAGACCAGGCAACGAUGUGGACUUCGCAGGGGCAAUCCUCUUCGCGGUAACAAAUGAGUAUAUAAACGGACAAAUCGUCGCCGUGGACGGAGGCUAUCUGGUUAAAUAUGGAAAACUAUGA